AUGGAUAACGGGUCGUCGACAUUGUUGCUGUUCCCCAGCCUGCUGGAACCCCCAGGCUCGAAUGUCUCCUCUCCUCCUCCAGCAGAAGUGCCAAGGUCAAUCGAGGAGGACCUGUAUGUUCGCGGCGCUUCGAAACGUUCAUCUUCGUCGUCUAACGAUUUGUUGUAUGAAAGAGAUCGGUUUCGAGCCCGACUUCAAACCUUCAACGGUAGACAAAACGAUAAAAUGGAUACUGAAGACAGUCCUGGUACCACAGAAUCCUCGAAAAAUGGCGUUAUUGACGAGGAAACUUCGCAUUGUGAUGUCUGCGAUAUCAUUCAACUGAAAACCACAAGACUCCAAGUACGACAACCAACACCAGAAUUUUCCAACGAUAACAUAAGCCCACUCAGCAGCGACCUGGUUUUCUUCAACAGUCUCUCGGAACUUCCUAGUUCUUUAUCGUCGUCGUCGUUUCCGAUGACUAUACGCUCACUCACCUACGCCCAGCUUUCGGCCGUUUUCAAGUACUAUUUCAACCAGAAUCUCCCACAAACCGAAAAGAUGUUCCCGUGGCUCCACGGUAUACACCCAGAUAACUUUGCUCAGAAACGGUUCUUUUGUCGAGAUACCAGCGACGAAACAGACCUGGGAAGCGAGCCGCCAGAGAGUAACGAACUCAACCCAUCUUUGUCGCCAGACGCUACCACGGCUCCUCGGUUUCUUAUGUGUGUUUCCCCCGUCGACAACCCAACGCUACUUCGAAACACAGUUCAUGCACCGGAAAUUCUUCAUCCCAUCGACGUUUCGCGUGCCGAAGUCGUCAGGUUCUUACAAUAUGUGCUUGAACUAGUUUUCCCAGGAAAAGAUCAGGACCAUAUGCUAGAAACAAUCGUGGCAGACUGCUAUGCUAUCAAGCACUUGCCUGUGUUCCUAAAUCUCGAUCCUAGUCUGGGUGUUUCGCUUCGUAAUUUCCACAUCCAAGUUGCAAAACUCGCAGCUUGCAGCGAUAUGGUGAUCUACUGCUUAGACAACGAACAUUUGGGCUCGUGCAAGUGUGCAAGUCUCGCUCGUGUGUUGUGGUUAGCACAGCGAUAUACCUUUGCCAAAGAUGGCGCUUUGGACAAAAUGCAUUAUAACACCUUCAUCAUGUCUGAUCUCCCAUUUUUGGAAAAGAUCUUACUUCGCCAAUCGUCGCCAUACCACUCCACGCUAUUCACGGUUCCACCUGAACCCAGAAACGAUACCCGAAAAACUCUGUUGGAACUGAGGCUCUCGUCAUUCAACCCCAAAUCUUUAGCGGUGUGGGAUCUGGAUUUUGUCAUGAAAGAGAAGGUGGAAACCACGCGAAUGUCAGCAGCGCUGUGCAUCGGUGGAAGAGUCUGGGCUGGUAACAUGUGGGAUUACCAAGCAAUGAUUAUGCACCUACAAUUUCGAAAUGAAAUGUCGAUUGGAGAUGGUUUUGGAUGCUACUGUAGUCCUUCCAGCUCCAUUGUGAACAAGGAAGAUAUCGCUAACCAAAGCAUAACGAAAAUUCUUCCUCCACCUCGUGCAAAUUGGCGUCUUUUCAUCCACUGUUGCAGCGAUGCCAGUUUCCCCGACUUGGCGGUUCUUCGUCUGUUGAUGUUCAAAUUUAGUCUUUCAAGUCACAGGUCCACAGGUUCAGAGUACCACACGCUCGAAUUCCCACCAGCAGGCUCGGUAGGAAUUGGAGACUGCAAGAAGGAAAACCUCAUGUCCGUGGUCAAUUGCUGCAAAUUGCUUUACUUGUAUUCUCUGUCAACUUCGGACGACCCAGACGUAGUUUCGGCACUUAUUUAUUGCCUGGAUGGAUACACCGAGCUGUCACUUUUCGUGCUUUCUUAUGUGAUGUACUCGCGGAACGUCAGCCUUGACGAAGCCAUGCUUCUUCUCCAUAAUGACUACCCGAGACCAUUCUACAUAUUUUCCAGCGACGUCCACAUUCUUCGAAAGCUAGAAGUGCUUCUUCGCCGAGUACUGCCUUUGGUCAAAAAAGUUGAAUGGAGUACACUCGAAGUGUUUUCUGACCUAGAAAUCACCGAAAUAUUGCUAGCUACAGGUUCACGGCCAUCUCACUCAGUGGGUGCAAAACAUUCGCUUGAGAGAAAAGCAUCUUCGUUGUCUCUUCUUGAGGCAGAUUGGGUUUCUGACGUCGAUGGAUCAUUGCCGUCUCGAAUUCUUCCGUACUUGUACUUGGGGUCGCUCAAGCACGCCAAUAGCCUUGCCUUACUAUCUAAGCUUGGAAUCACCAAGGUUAUAUCUGUUGGAGAGCGACUUGAAUGGCUCAACAGUCGUCAUUUCCAGUCGACACAUACCAUUUCAGUGGAAGAAAUUGACAAUGGAAACAUUGAAAAAUUCACAAUAUCCGGCAACCCAAGUACAGUCGACACCAUACUCAAGGUGAACAAUCUCCAGGAUGAUGGUAUAGACGAACUUAGUGCUUCACUUCCUCGUAUGUUGGAUUUCAUUGAAGCCGAGCACCAAAAGAGUAAUGGAAAGGCGAAAAUAUUUGUCCAUUGCAGAGUUGGUGUGAGCCGAUCUGCCACUGUUGUGAUGGCCGAAGUCAUGCGAAGACUCAAUGUGCUGCUUGCUAAAGCCUACCUCUACGUUCGAGUCCGGAGACUCAAUAUCAUUAUUCAGCCAAACCUACGGUUCAUGUACGAAUUGUUCAAGUGGGAAGAACAACAAAAAUUUCUCAAAAAGAAUAAGCUGGAUCUUACGCUACGAGAAAUCGACUGGUUUGUCUUCUGCCGCGAGGUUAUGAACCUUAACGUCCCUUAUCUACGCAAAUAG
Meyerozyma guilliermondii ATCC 6260 is the source of this 2793-nucleotide messenger RNA. Its product is annotated as tyrosine/serine/threonine protein phosphatase. NCBI's taxonomy places the organism in Eukaryota, Fungi, Ascomycota, Pichiomycetes, Serinales, Debaryomycetaceae. The record is from RefSeq and is a predicted model, not a curated record. Gene Ontology annotation, molecular function: protein tyrosine/serine/threonine phosphatase activity. Gene Ontology annotation, biological process: protein dephosphorylation; nuclear DNA replication. The coding region runs from base 1 to 2793 and encodes 930 amino acids. The transcript has a single exon.